AAGAAAAGAAAAAAAAAAAAAAAGACAGAAAAAUAAAAAAACUAAGGAAACCCAAUAAGCAGCGAUCGAAGCUUUAACUCAAGAAGAGCGAAAAGCUCAGACAUUCAAAUCCGACGGCAAUACGAGAAAGCCACAAAAAGAGAAUCCAAGAUUUUUGGGUUCAUACAAUCGAAGACACAGACACGAACUAAGGGAACCGAACAAGAUUCAUUUUAGUUUCGUGGAGUUGGCGAGAGUCUUCGUUUCUUCUUCGAGAGAGAGUGGUAUGAUAAGGUGGCCUCAAAGCUAGGGUUUUCUGAAUACUGAAUCAGAAAGGUUGAAACUUUGAGGGCUUUUGUGUGAGUUGGUCUGUGGAUAUGUUCUUUAGGGUUUUGGUUCUGAGGAAGAUGAGAUUUGUUACCUUCGCAUUGUAUGGAUUUGGGAAUUGCUAAAAAGGGGAACUUCUUUAGGUACAUAAAUCAGUUUGCAUUUUCUUUGUGUGAAGGACUAUAGAAGUUGAGAGAGUGCGUCUGUGCACUCUCCCCCACUGUACAUCUGGUUUUUGUUGUAGAAGAAGAAACAAAAAAAGUAAGUUUUGGUGAGAGUAAUUAUGCAACGGUCUCAAGAUCAGAGGGUUGAUUUGGGUGAAUUGAAAGGGCAAAUUGUGAAGAAGAUUGGGGUUGAGAGAUCGAGAAGGUAUUUUUAUUAUCUAGGCAGGUUUCUAAGUCAGAAGCUUACUAAGAGUGAGUUUGAUAAGACAUGUUCGAGGUUGUUAGGGAGGGAGAAUCUUUCACUACAUAACCAGUUGAUCCGUUCGGUCUUGAGAAAUGCGUCUGUUGCCAAGUCCCCACCACCAGAUCAUCAUGAAGCUGGUCAUUCUACUAAACCUUUGGCUAAUGCUUAUCAGAGUAGAAGAGAUGGUCCUGAAGAAAGUGGAUCUUUGAUACCUAACCAUAAUCAUCAGAAUGAAGCUGUAUGGUCCAACGGGGUUUUGCCCAUCUCUCCACGGAAAGUUAGGUCGGGAAUGCGUGACAGGAAGAGCAGAGAUAGGCCUAGUCCACUAGGGUCAAACGGGAAGGUUGAACAUAUGUUGCAUCAGCCAAGUUGUAGAGAUGACAAUAGAGGUAGUAGUGUUGGUAUGGAAAACGGGGAUUUGAGUCAAUUUGAUUAUCAAAGAUCAGGCAGAUAUGGUGCUGAUGAAAGAGAUGGUGAGUUUCUUCGUCCUGUGGAGAAACCGAGAAUAAUACCAAAUAAGGAAAAAGUUGCAACUGCAUCAUCUAUGAGAGAUGAUGAAAAUAAAGAAGAGCAGGCUAGGCUAAGUCUAUCAAUGAGUCCUUUGAUUGCACCUCUAGGGAUACCUUUUUGUUCAGCUAGCGUCGGUGGCUCUCGUAGAACGGUUCCUGUUUCGACCAGCGCUGACGUAAAUAGUUGUUAUGACCGUGGUGGAUUACCUGAUAUAGAGAUGCUAAAGAAAAGGAUGGAGAAUAUUGCAGUAGCACAGGGUCUUGAAGGGGUUUCAAUGGAGUGUGCUAAGACGUUGAAUAGCAUGUUGGAUGUGUAUCUGAAGAAGCUGAUGAAAUCAUGCUUUGAUUUGGUUGGAGCCCGGUCCAAUAAUGGUGACCCUGGGAAACAAACUGUAGACAAGCAGCAGAGUCAAAACAAGGUUGUAAAUGGUGUGUGGCCAAGUAAUAGUUUGCAAAUACAAACUCCCAAUGGGCCUUCUGACGUAACACAAGAUCAUCGUUCUGUGUCUCUGCUUGAUUUUAGAACUGCCAUGGAGUUAAAUCCACAGCACCUUGGCGAAAACUGGCCACUUCUCCGAGAGAAAAUUUCCAUGCGUUCUUUCGAGGAACAAGACUUUGAGGUGUGAUGCAUGCAAGUUGAUGUUACAUAUUGUCUGAUUCAGCCUGCUCUUGUCCAAAAGGGGACAACUAAUUUUUGGAUGCAAAAAGAUUUACUGUGUAGUUCCAUAAUGAACCAGAAAGAGAUGAAGUUAUGAGUUCUGAGCUGAAAAGCACAUCAUUAUGACUGCAGCAGCAGACUCAGAGCAAGUUAGUAGAUUAUCAAAAAUGGAACUAAUCUCAAAGAACCGUAGAAAGAUACGUGUUGUUGGUUGCCAUGUUGUAAGAUUAGCGGUAAUUGGCAAUCUCAAAGAGUUUCGAGCUUUGUGUGUAAACCCGAGGCAAAUAAGGAAUUGAGCUUGACAGUUUUGGCAGAGAUACUGUGCUUUCAAGUCGGUGCAAGGUACAAUGUCAAUCAUGUAAUAGCUGCAGUUUGCUCUGUAUGUAACCUAGUCUUUUAGCAUUGUUUAGAAUUCAUAUCUUAAUAACAAAUUUGACAUCCGUUUUUGUUUUCUCAUUUUAAUGGAAAUUUUCUCUCUUACGAAGUCCACAAUA
Molecule: messenger RNA, 2375 nt
Organism: Camelina sativa (false flax)
Lineage: Eukaryota; Viridiplantae; Streptophyta; Magnoliopsida; Brassicales; Brassicaceae
Biological process (GO): regulation of transcription by RNA polymerase II
Cellular component (GO): SAGA complex
Molecular function (GO): transcription coactivator activity
Source: RefSeq, a predicted model, not a curated record